GGUGUCACUUUGCAGACAAGAGAGAGAGAGAGAAAAAAAAGCCCAAAUGUGUGUGAGAGAGGAGCUUGGCUGCAGCUGGUUGUCCUCCUCUCCAUACCACACGAUGAUGAAGGAUAGAUAGAUAGUGCGCGAUUCAUUUAUGAUGCAUUGAGCUACAAGCUUCACUACUACAGCUGCUUUUUUUUCUUCUUUCUUCUUUUUCCUCCAACCCGAAAUUAAAAACUGAGAAGCAACAAAAAUCAUGGUCAUCAUCACAAAAGAAACCUCAAGCUGGGUGCUCCAACAAGAGGCCCGAUCAGAGUUCUUUUGGAUGAAUUGAAUGCGACCAGAGAGAAGAGAGACUUCCAGCUCCAGCCCCAGCUCCAGCUCCAGCACCAGCGGACGACGGGGGGAGAAGAAAGAAAAGCAAAGCCCCCGAGUGUGUGUUUUCAUAAGCGGGGCUCGGCUGUGGGAGCGGAGAGUGAAGGGGGGAUGUCGGGCAGAAGUGGAGGGGCGCCUCGGGGGUGCAGCAGCAACCCCAGCCUGCAGCCCCUCAGAGCCACAGUCCCAUACCAGCUCCAGAGGGGCUCAGCACUCCUCUGCAGAGGAGAGGUCAAGACGGCCGACAAGGACAGGACUACGGCCCGCCCACCCAAACCCACCAUUCGUCGAACCCUGUCGUUGGACGCCAUCGUUGGACCCUAUCUGCAGGGGCAGUGGCCCAAGGAGGCGGAGAGCACGGCUGUUACCUGUGUCAAUGACAAAGCCACACAGACUCCAAGUUCUUGGGCAGAGGAGACCCGGGGGAGGAGAAGUAUGGGUGGACACAAGCGCUCAGCGUCGUGGGGCAGCGCAGAGCACCUGAGGGAGGUGGCCAAGCUGAGGCAACAGCUGCAGAAGCGCUCCCGCCAUGCACCCCCCUCUGCAGGAUACGAGCUCCCCCACCACCCUUUGCCAGCAGGUCAUGCAGCAGGCAUCACUCAGACGAUGCCGCUCAUGCCACUGAACAGACUCGCCCCGCGGCUGCGACGUAGUGUUGAAGGCCUCAACUUGGAGCUAGAGGAGGUGUUUGUGUCCGAGAAGCCUGAAGAUCAGCAUGAGAUUUUGGAUAUCCCAGAUGGCCACAGGGCUCCUGUCCCUGCCCAGAGAUGCAGCAGCGGCUCCCAGAGCGAGCCCUCGCCGGGGCCCCUGGAUCCUUCCCUCCUCUCUCCUUCUCAGUCGCCCUGUCCUCUAGACCCGACGCUCCUGUCACGUUCGAAUUCCCCGUGUCCCUUGAACGCAUCUCUUUUGUCUCCAUCACAGUCUCCCUGUCCCAUGGGAGAGCCAGAACCAGAGGACAGUGAGAUCCUAUGUCCCUCUCCGUCGACAUUAUUUCCUUCAUUGGCACUGGAUCCUCCUCUGCUGCAGGUCUGCUCUACCUCUCCUCGUCCCAAUAAAACCUACGCCUUCCAGCGCGAGCCGCCAGAAGGCUGCGAGCGAGUCAGAGUAUGCGAGGAAGCAAUAUCUGCCUGCCAGGAUGAGCCUCUCCUCCAGCCAUCCUGCCCUGACCCCAACAAAGUCAACUUCACCCCCCACGGAGGCUCUGCUUUCUGCCCUGUCAGCCUCCUGAAGCCCCUCCUGCCCUCCAUGGACCUCCUCUUCCGUGGCCUGUCGGUCUCUCCCGUCACCGGCUGCCCGGGUCAAGCCUCUCCCACCAGGCACCUUGGCAUGCAGUAGAUGGUGAACAUCUAAGCAGAGCCUCUCAGGACACACUGCACUGCCCGGGGGUUGUGGGGAGGGGGCGUCGUUCCUGUUCGUACCUGGAGAAACUGGAUUUGCUUUGAAUGCAGGUUGCUGACGGAUACCUGCUGUGGUCACCUGGCUCAUCACUGCUGUAACACGCCACGAUGACUGUGCUCCAAAUGAGAAACUUUGUGACUUUAAGCAGUUUCACUGUCAUAUUUUAGACUGACUUUGGCCUAAAGAUCCGGCUGCUUUUACUGAUUAUUUCUCCCUGCAGGAAAAAUAAUGAAUAUUGUUUUUCUUGUUCAUCAGCUGCCUGGACAAAGACUGCAGUCUGCUGUUUCUUUAAUGUCAAAACAAGUGAAUUUUGAGUCAGAAACCUCGAGCACUUAGAACAUGAGAACAAUGACUUUCUCACUCUCCUUUACGAUUAAUAUCCUAGUAAAGCUUUGCCAGCUUUAGAUGAACUUUAAGAUCAAUUUGAGAGAAGUACUUGAUGGGUUUUGUUUCAUAAUCUGUUGAUUGAGGGGAAAAUAUAUUUUCUCACUAGGCCUAUAGUUUACGAUGGGCUUCUUUUCUACAGAUGUAUUUCUAGGAAGAUAUAUAUUUUUGUAUCUUUGUAAAGAGCGAGGAGGCUUGUGAGUCUGUUUUUCUAUUCACAGAAGAAGAAGAAGAAAAAAAAUCAGCCCAUCUUUCUGUUUAAACUUUGGUGGUUUAAUCUUAUAAGCAGGAGUGGAUGUUUUAUUAGCUUUACUUGCCUACAGUGGGCAUUUUUUCCUAACCAAACAUUUGCAUAAUUUGUCCACAUUUAAUAAUUUUGAGCGAUUCAAACUGAAUUUGUGUUCAAUAUGCAUCCAUUUGGCUGCUGUGGUCCGGUCAUAAUUAAGUGUUAAUGUGUUUAACUUUGAUAUGGCAGAAGUUGAUUUCUCUCUGCUUGGAUUAUUAUUCAUAAAGAUCAAACACUGUCUUUGUCGACAUGAUCCUAUGUAAUAAAAAAUUAUGACCAACAGUGAAGAUUUCAUAGCAUAAGAGCA
Molecule: messenger RNA, 2735 nt
Organism: Scomber japonicus (chub mackerel)
Lineage: Eukaryota; Metazoa; Chordata; Actinopteri; Scombriformes; Scombridae
Gene: fam117aa
Product: family with sequence similarity 117 member Aa
Exons: 8
Coding region: 472-1695 (407 amino acids)
Source: RefSeq, a predicted model, not a curated record